AGACGGUACAUAAUAAUUAUAUGUAAUGACAUCUGUCAAAGCGUUCAGUACAGAACUUACCGCAUACCUAGCACAGCGUGCUAGCGGUUGAACUUAAUAGAUUAAGCUUAUAAAAGUUGUAGUAGUUAGAAAAGUGGAAAUACAGUUCUUCAUUCAAUAAUAAUUUUAUGUUUUAUUCAGUGCCUAACAUAAAUUGGUCCUUCGAAGGGCCGUUAGCACUCAAUAGACUGUCUGCGAACUAUGUACGUGGCCAGUGACUGUGCAAGUGUCAGCGGUUGACUCAAUAUUGUCGACAUCGUGCAGUGCGCGAACUUUCUGGACUGAUGCGUGUAUGUGGUGUUCUGUGCUCAAACUUUUUUGCAAGUUGCAAAUACAUCUACGUUAACCGCAGUGCGUGUACGCGUAGUUAUAUACUGGUGGCAAGUUGUCAUCAGACUCUUCCCGGUUGCGAUGCUCCAUGGGACUUAAAUUUAAUACCGAAUGCGAUUUUCGGGGCGUGUUCAAUGAACAGCGUGUUUCAAACGUGCAGUGCGCGUAUGAACUAACUUUGUUUAGUUACAUUUUAGUGUUUUUCAUAGUUCAGUGAACUUUAUGGACUACCACUUCGUGUUCAGCGCAAGUUGCGUUAACAUUGGUCUCAGUGUAAGACUAUCUAUAUAGACAAUUUUGUGUUACAAGUCAUUCUGGCUUCCAUAUGCGCCAUAUUGAAUGAAUAUUGGUACCAAGUGUAUUGGGACUAUUGGGUGCUCGUUGAGAACUCUUAUCUUAAGUGCUUAAAUUUAAUUCACUUCCGUAUAUACGUUUCCGGUGAAAAUGAACCAAUGGUGAUUGACUUCAUGCAACUUCACGAUAUUGCGUUUCGGUUAUGCAAAAUUAUUUGCUAGCAAGUGUGGUGCACGAAAAUUAACCGGAGCAGUUAAGGUUCAUUCCGGUGCGCAUAAUUUGCAAGAACGAAACGCAGGUGCCAGCGGCCGGUCUGCGGCCAACUUCGUGUGGAAAGCGCGUGCGCUCAUUGGCUCUGCGCAACGCAGCUCAUCCCGUUCCGUUCCAAUAGCAGCCGGGCGGGGAUUGUUCCUGAGCUCAUUCACUUCACUUCCGCAUCGUUCAUUCGGCGACGCCAUAGAAGUUAUUAUAAAUAAACUCUUGUGUUUCUCUUUAGCUUUGCAUCUUCGCCAUUUUGUUUGCACAGUGUUUCGAGCUUUUACUAACAAUUUUCAGGUGUUUAACGUGUGUUUAACCAUAGUAAUAAUAGUGGAAAUUGACGGCACGUUCAGCGAUCACUAAAUUAGUGAUAAUUGUGUCAGAUUGUAUAGUUUAAACUGCCAGCUUCAAUCUUCUGGCUGGGCUUCGCGAUUGGUUUUCUGUGCUUGAAGCCUGAACAGCACUUUAUAUUAUUGUGUGCAAUUUGUAAUUUUUUUGAGGAAGUCGUGUUGUGUGUCACAAUAUGGCCGACGACGAUCUCAAAAGGUUAAGAGCGGCCAGGGGACAAUCAAAGGCGGCCAUUACGAGGAUGAUGGCCUUUAAGGCGACAGCGGAGGCUGCUUCUAGCAGCGAUGCGGACCCUCUGCUAUACCAGCAGAAGAAUGAUAGGCUUGAAAAGACUUUUCAAGAAUAUAAGGAACUCAACCUUGAAAUUUCAUUGUUGGACCCUGCGGAUUCCGAACGUGUUGAGGACUUCGAGGAGAAAUAUGAUCUGCUCAAAUCGUUCUAUGCGGGUGUAGUAAACAAGGCAUUGGACGCCUCUACGUCGAGCGUCUCACCGCAACCAUCCUUUUCGUCUCCUGGAGGCUGUAAUGCCUCGCCAUUUAGGCUGCCUCCAAUAAAUCUAAAAGUGUUCGCGGGAGAGGUAGAGCAACGGGCUGCUGCCUUGGAGUCCCUGGGAGAGCGGACGCCUUCAGGGCGCCGGUCUAGUUUAGUUGCAAGUAGUGUUAAAGUGGCCAAGCCGCUUAAGUCGGGUAUAAACAAAUGCGCUUUUGCCGGAGCAGCUGCCAGCCCUGCCUAGCAAGCUGAUCCUGCAGAAUACACGCUUUGGGUUUAUUGUUGCUGGACUGGCUGGUGCUUCCGACACAGCACCGGUAUCCAACUUAGUAUCAAAUUAUUGCUGUCAACAGCUA
Molecule: messenger RNA, 2114 nt
Organism: Leguminivora glycinivorella
Lineage: Eukaryota; Metazoa; Arthropoda; Insecta; Lepidoptera; Tortricidae
Exons: 4
Coding region: 1445-2002 (185 amino acids)
Source: RefSeq, a predicted model, not a curated record